This is a messenger RNA of Galeopterus variegatus (Sunda flying lemur), 735 nucleotides long. It is a transcript of the gene PHOX2A, whose product is annotated as paired-like homeobox 2a. Gene Ontology annotation, molecular function: RNA polymerase II transcription regulatory region sequence-specific DNA binding; DNA-binding transcription factor activity, RNA polymerase II-specific. The transcript has 4 exons. The record is from RefSeq and is a predicted model, not a curated record. Gene Ontology annotation, biological process: regulation of transcription by RNA polymerase II. Lineage: Eukaryota; Metazoa; Chordata; Mammalia; Dermoptera; Cynocephalidae. The coding region runs from base 58 to 735 and encodes 225 amino acids.
CCCGGACCCCGACCCCGACCCGGCCCGGCCCGGCCCCCGUCCCCGCCCCCCGGGCCGAUGGACUACUCCUACCUCAAUUCGUACGACUCGUGCGUGGCGGCCAUGGAGGCGUCUGCCUACGGCGACUUCGGCGCCUGUAGCCAGCCUGGCGGCUUCCAAUACAGCCCCCUGCGGCCCGCCUUCCCCGCGGCGGGGCCACCCUGCCCCGCGCUCGGCUCUUCCAACUGCGCGCUUGGCGCCCUACGCGACCACCAGCCCGCGCCCUACUCGGCAGUGCCCUACAAGUUUUUCCCGGAGCCGUCUGGCCUGCACGAGAAGCGCAAGCAGCGGCGCAUCCGCACCACGUUCACCAGCGCUCAGCUCAAGGAGCUGGAGCGCGUCUUCGCCGAGACCCACUACCCCGACAUUUACACGCGCGAGGAGCUGGCGCUCAAGAUCGACCUCACCGAGGCUCGCGUGCAGGUCUGGUUCCAGAACCGCCGGGCCAAGUUCCGCAAACAGGAGCGCGCGGCCAGCGCCAAGGGCGCGGCGGGCGCGGCAGGCACCAAAAAGGGCGAGGCGCGCUGCUCGUCCGAGGACGACGACUCCAAGGAGUCCACGUGCAGCCCCACGCCCGACAGCACCGCGUCGCUGCCGGCCUGGCAGCCGGCGGAGCCGGGGCCCGGGCCCUUCUCGGGGGUUCUGUCCUCCUUUCACCGGAAGCCCGGCCCCGCCCUGAAGACCAAUCUCUUCUAG